Eremomyces bilateralis CBS 781.70 is the source of this 1746-nucleotide messenger RNA. RefSeq lists its product as uncharacterized. Gene Ontology annotation, biological process: regulation of transcription by RNA polymerase II. NCBI's taxonomy places the organism in Eukaryota, Fungi, Ascomycota, Dothideomycetes, Eremomycetales, Eremomycetaceae. The coding region runs from base 1 to 1746 and encodes 581 amino acids. Gene Ontology annotation, molecular function: DNA-binding transcription factor activity, RNA polymerase II-specific; zinc ion binding. The transcript has 5 exons. The record is from RefSeq and is a predicted model, not a curated record.
AUGGCUGGUGCUGGUGGUGGACCAUCGCGCAGGAGCCACACGAAGUCCCGGAAAGGUUGUAAAACAUGCAAGAGAAGACAUAUUCGAUGCGACGAGACGUUUCCGCAAUGUCGGAAUUGCACCAAGCAUCAGGUCCGCUGCGAUUAUAUGGACAGUCCCACUGCACCUGGCGACGAAAGUCCUCGGUAUCCUCCCCAGGCCAAUCUACUCUGGACGCCCGAAAUUGAGAGGACUAUUGAUUCGUGGAGGGCAACGGGGGAGUUUCCAUUCCCUGAACUCAAUGUCUUCCCACAGCCACACUGGCCAUCGGUUUCGAAAACCGAUCUCCGCUUGAUCUACCACGUUUGCUCCAUCUCUAGUGAGCUGCAACGGAAUCGAACGUCCAAACUAACGAUAUGGACCGACUACAUCCCCAGAUUUCUAAGUUGUGCAGCGUCGCAACCCUUUGUAUUGCACGCUCUGCUAUCUUUUGCGGCAGCUCACCUGGCCUGGGUCACUCAGUCACCAGAAACUCGGAACCUUGCCUUUCAACAUAAUAUGAUUGCGAUGAAAGGUCUCCACGAAGCAACUCCGUUGUUUUCCAAGGCCAAUUCGGAUUCCAUUCUCGCCGCAUCACUGCUCCUGUCUUGGCAAUCCACAGAAUGGCGCAAUUGGCUAUCUCUGGUCACCGGAAUUCGGACUUUUGUAGCGUCAAUGUAUCAAUGGCGCGAAGAGUCAUUGUUCGCGGAUUUCAUCGCGGAUUUUCACUUCACCCCGUUUCCCACUUUGGCGAGCAUAUCGACUUACCAAGUGACCCCCGAAGCGCGAGACCAGCGCAUGAGGAUCCUUCAACAUGUGCAGCAAGCGCUUCAAAGGUUACAGCCAUAUCUCUCGGAAAAUGAAGCAGAAAAGAAAUGGGUGGAGCAGUUCCAGGGCUACAUUGAUCAGCUACGAGCGAGCAAUCCCGCCCAGUCCGUCGAAGAACAGUUCAGUCAACUAUACGCAUUGAGGAAAUGGAUGUUCUGGGUCCCCAUCACGCUGCUGUCGGCACGAAAGGGCGACGUAUUCAUGCUGCUCGUCCUCGCGCAUUUUUAUGCCGUUGCAUUGGCAGUCGAACCCAACUUCCCUGACAUUGGGGCAGCUUUCACCGCGAACCUAGCCGUUUCACCCUUGGAGGAGAUUAUUCGUAUCAUUGACGCGGUGUCGGCCACUCCAACAUUCAGUCAAAACACCCAGACAGCCUCCGCGAUGAUGGAUUUCCCCCGCGACACCCUUUCCACCUUCCGGACACGCGUGGACUGGAGUCGAAGGCAAUCUCAAGAGAUCGCAGCGAUUCAGAGCGAUCCAUAUGGGCUCGAUACCUUAAGCUUGGAUUUGGGCAACCAGAUUGCGGAAUUUGGAUAUUCCCAAUCGCUUUCUCCCGCGUUUGCCCCAUCGCCGCUUCACCUGAGCUCACCGACCAUGAUCUCUGACCUCUCGAGCAUGCCGCCUAUGACACCACGAUCGCCGUGGCUCGAAGUUCCACCCUCUGGGAUUGAGCCUCACCUGUUCACACCGGCGAGUAGUAGCGUUUACGCCAGUCCAACGACAUCGUCCGCCAUUUCAAGCCCGGCCAGUUCGAUGCCGUCAACCGCCGCGGCGACUCCGUACAGUCUCCCGUCCGCCCAUGACGAUGGGCUUUUCAAUUUUGGGAGCCCACCGACAACAUUCGGUGGCUACCCGCAUCCCACGGGGUUCGUCGCACCACCUCCGACCGUGUGGACAUGA